Messenger RNA from Solanum lycopersicum (tomato), 3469 nucleotides. RefSeq names its product GDSL esterase/lipase At4g10955-like. NCBI's taxonomy places the organism in Eukaryota, Viridiplantae, Streptophyta, Magnoliopsida, Solanales, Solanaceae. The record is from RefSeq and is a predicted model, not a curated record.
GAACGCUGCCUUUUGUUAUAUAAUAUGUAUACGAUAUGGUGGAAGAAUCCAUAUUAAUUUACAGGUAUCCGAUACCACAAAUGAUAUGAAAUGCAAAAAGUAAUUUCCUUUUAGGCGAUGGAAGGUGUAUUUUCUUUCUCGGCUGGUUUAUCGCAUUUUAUUUGCUAUAUGCAUACAACCUCCACCUAAGGGAACUCAAGAAAAAACAAGUGCUUAAAUGAAAACAUACUGGUCCUUUAGAAAGAAUUCGAUGGAGAGAAACCAUUCUUUCCAGUACCAUCCAAAGGCCUUCCAUGUAUUUGGUCCUCGACACAUUUCUUCUCCCGGAUGGAGAGAACUCAUCAGCUCUAGUUGGAAGAACGAAAGCUACAAAAGAGCAGUGAUGGCCUGUUUUGUACAAUCAGCAUACUUGCUUGAACUUGACAGACAAGAAAAUAGGUACGGCGUAGAAACUGCCCUUGCACCACAGUGGUGGACACCCUUUAAGUACAAAUUGGUUGAACCCCUUGUAGAUGAAAGAGAUGGUUCGAUAUUUGCUGCGAUUUUGGAAUGGGAUCAAGCAGCAGCCCUUGCUGAUUUUAUACCAGUAAGACCAACUGGUGCACCAAAAGUGGUAUUAGCUAUCAGAGGAACACUCUUGAAGAACCCCACAAUAAGGAGAGACGUCGAGGAUGAUCUACGUUACUUAGCAUGGGAAAGUCUCAGAGGAUCCUUCAGAUUCGAAAGACUAUUAUCGGCUCUAAAAUCAAUCAUCUUCAACCAGCAAGGGAGCAAAAAUGUGUCCAUCACAGGGCACUCAUUAGGAGCUGGUUUUGCUCUCGAGGUAUACAAGACGUUAGCUGCUGAAGGAACUUAUGUAGAAGCACAUCUUUUCAAUCCACCAUCUGUUUCAUUGGCCAUGAGUUAUAGAAUCUUGAGUGGAAAAGCUGGAUUUGUGUGGAAAAGGUUCAAAUCAAUGCUUCCUUCUAACUCAGAGUAUCAAAGCAAGAGCAUCGCGGAGGGUGCAGCUGAAUCUACAGAAUCAAGAAUCACUUCAGAGCUUAAGCAAAUGCUGCCUAUGCCUCAUUUGUAUGUUAACACAAGUGACUACAUAUGCUGCUACUACAAUUAUUCAGAUGGAGUACAAAACAGUAGUUUCAACAUUGGUAAUAAAGAGAGAGAAGUAAAACCUGGUGGAAAUGCGCUAACCGGUGUAAAGCUUUUUGUGGUGUCAAAGGCAAAGCAGAGGUUUCUUGAGGCACAUAGGCUUAAACAAUGGUGGUCUGAUGACUUGGAACUCCAAAUGGCUCUCAAUAACAGCAUGCUAAUAAGUAGGAAGCUCAACUCCUUGUACACCAUUCAACCUCCAAAACAAACUCAAGGCUAGCUUCAAGUUUACUUGAAUUUGGACUGGUAAAAAGAUUGAAAUUUCAAAACAAAAGAUUGUAAGGCUUGAGAUUCUGCAUUUCACUUAUGAAUGAAUUGAGUUACCUAGCUCUUACAUAAAACAUUUAGCUUGCUAAAAUCAAAUUUUCGAUCUUGCAUAUAAAUUUGGCUUGUGUUCAAAAAUUUCUUCUUGUUUAUCGUGACCACAAAAGCAAUCACAUCUUUAACCGUGUUAAUGCAUGCAUUAGAAUUCUCUUGCUAAUACCAAAUAGGUUGAAAAAAGUUCACGAAACAAUAUAUUUGUAGUAUAUAACAUUAUGUAACGAUGAAAAAUCACAUAAUUAUUCAAAUUUAUAUUCAGCACAGCAAUAUAGUACACAUUCUGUCAAAACCCACAGGUCUCUGUUGAGUCCUCAGUUCUGUCACAAAAGACAAAUACAUGCUCUGAUUUUGGCAACCCUAAAACCCUUCUUCUUUGUCAAGAUUGUUACUGUGAUUUCGCAAAAAACCCUUUUUCCUGCUUCUGAGAUGCCUCCUAAAGGCAAAGGAAAUGGGAAGAAGAAAGGUAAAGGUAAAGGAAAAGGAAAAGGAGCUUCAAAAGAAACAAAAUGCAGAGCUGCAGCAGAAUCAGAACCAACUUCUCACUUCCAUUUCCCAAGAGAAAUCAUCUCUAACAUCCUUUCCCGUCUCCCUGUAAAAACCCUUUUACGAUUCAGGUGUGUUAGCAAGCAAUGGCGAAACCUCAUUUCCAAACCCAACUUCAUCGCCUCCCAUUUCCGUCACUCUUCUUCUUUGCAGCUCUCCGGUUCAUCUAUUCUCAUAGGCAGCCGUCAUCACGAGUCUAAUCAUCAUGUAGUCUCACUAUACAACCCGCCGGAAUCAGUUGUCCAGGUGGACAGCCCUUUCCCCUGUUUCUUCCCCAAUAUGUACAUUGUGGGUCCUUGCCAUGGCUUUAUCUGCCUUUUUAAUCCACCAUGGGGUGAACUGAUUACCCUUUGGAACCCGUCGAUGAGGAAGUAUAAGAUGGUGGAGCUCACUGAUAGCUUGCCCAGUCCAGGACUGCACUUUUUGACGUCUAUUGGUAUGGCUUUUGAUUACCAACAUAACGAAUUGUUGAUCUUGAGAAUCUUUUGUGUGGGAAUAAUGUUUGAAGUCCCGAAUCACGUUGAGGUGUAUUCGAGUAAGAGUGGGAAAUGGAAGAAGCUGAAAAAUGAGAUGAUUUUUCAUAUUGUUGAGUUUACUUGCAAUGUGAUCGUUAAAGGGGUUGCAUAUUGGUUGGUUUGUAUGCCUGAUAAGUUCGGAUCGCGUGCUGUGUUUGUGCGAUUUGAUGUGGGGAAACUAGUGUUUGAGAAGUUACCUUCGAUAGGAAGGCGUAAGAAACAUCAAUAUCUUGUGGAAUUGGAGGGUUCUCUUUGUAUGUUAGACUGGGAUCAUAAAGAUGAUUGUCAUAUGGAUGUUUGGGUAAUGGAUGAUGUUGAUGGUUGGAGUAAGAAAUACAGUGUUGGACCUUUAGUCGGAUUUGACCGAAUCUUGGGUUGUUUGAGGAAUGGUGACAUUGUAGUUAAGAAUGAAAAUGGAGUCAUAUUCAUUUGUGAUCCCAUAACUAAUUCAGUCAAGGAAAAUUUCAGCAUUGAUAAUAGUAAGGAUGAAUCAUAUGUGGUUGUUGAUUAUUCAGAGAGCCUAUUUCUGAUCGGAGGGAUGCUACCUGUUAAGAAGCAAGAUGCUCAAGAUAAAUUAGCGCGCAAAAAAGUCACAAGGGAUUGCUUAAAGUUCUUGAUGGGACAACCCUCAGAAAUCAUCAUUCCUUGAUUGCUCCUUUUUGGCUAACCUGAGAGAUGUCAUGAAGAACACUUUUUUAGUUUUUUGGUGAAUUCAUGUUUGUGGUAUAAUACUUUUUUGAGUUCCAAACAUCGUUCCCUUUCUUCUUUCACCCAAUGUUUGCCCCUGUUCUUCUUUUUAUUUUGUAGUUAUUUGCAUGAACUGGUCUCACUGUUUCGUGUGUAUUUUCGUCUUCCUUCUUUAUUGGCUAUGUAUUGUUUCAUAUUUUUUUUCUUUUUUAGAUUUAUAUUGACUAUGAAUUCUUUUAAGUAUGAAUUAUCAGUUA